UGCCUCCUCGUCCUUCGCCCAUCUCCUCCUCCGCCUCGCUCCGCCCUCGCCGCGACAACCGCCUUCCGCCGCCCAAACCCCCAACUCCUCUCCACCCGCAACCCCUAUACCCCCGGGAACCAGAUCGACCGGCGCCGCCUCCGUCUCCCUCGAAACCCCCGCCACCCUCCCCUCAGUCUCUCUCUCGCCGCUCAAACCCACCCCCCCGAGAGUUCAGCCUUCCUCCCGCCGAAGCGCGCAUGCGACGGGGCUCGGCUCUCCCGUGAUCCUCCCGCCGCCGAUCCCGUCUGCCGCCGCCGCCGCUGGACCGGCCGCGGAGGACGUCAUCCCGUGACCCGAUUCCCUUUGCUGCUACCCCAAUUUUUGGCUACAUACCCAACCUUCGAUGCAUCGUGUCGGGAGUGCUGGCAACACGGGCGGUUCAAGUCGACCGAGAAAGGAGAAGCGUUUCACAUAUGUGCUCAAUGAUGCUGAUAAUAAGAAGCAUUGUGCCGGGAUCAACUGUUUGUCCUACCUGAAUGCUUCUGCUUCUGGUACAAGUGAUUAUCUUUUUACUGGGAGUCGAGAUGGCACCUUGAAGAGAUGGGAGUUCCAAAAUGGGAAUGCAAACUUUUCAGCAACUUUCGAGUCACAUGUUGAUUGGGUUAACGAUGCCAUUAUUGUUGGCCAAAAUCUCGUUUCCUGUUCCUCAGACACAACUAUAAAGGUGUGGAAUAACUUAUCAGAUGGUGCUUGUACCAAGACUCUCCGCCAGCAUUCUGAUUACGUGAUCUGUCUUGCUGCAGCUGAAAAGAAUAGCAAUAUUGUAGCCUCUGGUGGCCUUGGUGGUGAGGUCUUCAUAUGGGAUCUUGAUGCUGCGCUUGCUCCUGUAGCCAAAUCUGUAGAUGCAAAAGAGGAUGAUAUUCCUAAUGGAAACCCCGGACCUGCUUUGUCAACAUUGUGCAAUGUAAAUUCUAGUGGCAACAUUUCUUCCACCAAUGGAAAAUCACAUGGGUACAGUCCAAUUGCUGCCAAAGGUCACAAGGAUUCAGUUUAUGCACUGGCUAUGAAUGAUACAGGAAGCUUGCUUGUCUCUGGUGGUACUGAAAAGGUUGUUCGUGUUUGGGAUCCCAGGACAGGUACAAAAACCUCAAAAUUGAGAGGGCACACUGACAAUAUCAGGACUUUGCUUCUUGAUUCUACUGGAAGGUAUUGUCUAUCAGGUUCAUCUGAUUCCAUGAUAAGACUAUGGGAUCUAGGACAGCAACGUUGUGUGCAUUCUUAUGCUGUUCAUACUGAUUCAGUUUGGGCGCUUGCAAGCACCCCUUCAUUUGCACAUGUUUAUAGUGGUGGAAGAGAUCAGUCCGUGUACUUGACAGAUCUGGCAACACGAGAGAGUGUCUUACUCUGCACAAAUGAACACCCAAUCCUACAGUUGUCCUUGCAAGAUGAUACAAUAUGGGUUGCAACUACUGAUUCUUCUGUGCAUGGAUGGCCAGCUGAAGAGUGCACACCCCAAAAAGUUUUCCAAAAGGGUAGCUCAUUUUUAGCUGGGAAUUUGUCAUUCUCAAGGGCAAGAGCUUCUUUAGAAGGAUCAGCACCUGUACCCGUAUAUAAAGAGCCAUCAUUGACUAUUCCUGGAGUUCCAGCGAUAAUUCAGCAUGAGAUCAUGAAUAAUAGAAGGCAUGUCCUGACAAAGGAUACUGCUGGUUCUGUCAAAUUAUGGGAAAUUACUCGUGGAGCUGUUAUUGAAGACUUCGGCAAGGUUUCUUUUGACGAUAAGAAAAAGGAGUUAUUUGAGAUGGUUAGCAUACCUGCGUGGUUUACCAUGGAUGCUCGAUUGGGAUGUCUGUCUGUCCAUCUAGAUACUCCGCAAUGCUUUUCUGCUGAAAUAUAUGCGGUUGACUUGAAUGUUUCUGGAGCACAGGAAGAUCUUAAGAUUAAUCUGGCUCACGAGACUCUUCGUGGUUUGUUAGUUCAUUGGAGCAAAAGAAGACCUAAACCUGGGUCACACAGCUUGUCGAAUGGUGAUGGUUCAAUAGGGAAAGAUGUAUCAUUGAAAAAUUUACCGCAUCCAAGAUCCGAUGUUGAUGAUGGAACCGAAAACCAUGCAAGCAAUGUGCUUCCCUCAUUUGAGUUCUCUACGGUUUCACCUCCAUCAGUCAUUACAGAAAGUUCUAGUGGAGGGCCUUGGAGAAAGAGAAUUACUGAUUUGGAUGGAACUGAGGACGAUCUCCCAUGGUGGUGUGUGGACUGCGCAGAGAACAACCGAUUUCCAAAAGAGAACACAAAGUGUGGCUUUUAUUUGCAUCCUGCUGAAGGCUCACCUGCACCGAACAUAACACAAGGGAAACUCAGUGCUCCACGGAUAUUGCGGAUUCUCAAAGUUGCUAAUUAUGUGGUUGAGAAGCUUGUUCUUGAGAAACCACUGGAUGGAAGUCCUGACAGCACAUUUGCUAUGGGAUUGACUUCUGGCCAAUCACAACUCUCAGCUCUAGAUAGUUCUUCCAGACUUGGACUAAAGCCAUGGCAAAAGCUAAAACCCUCUGUUGAGAUAUUGUGCAACAACCAGGUUUUGUCCCCUGAGAUGAGUUUGGCAACGGUUCGAACAUAUAUUUGGAAGAAGCCAGAGGAUCUGAUUCUUAAUUACAGAGUGGUUCAGUCGAGAUAAUUUCAACUUCAGAUACAGGUGCUCACCCGCUUCGCCCAUAGUAGUUCAGCGUAUCUGCAUCAGAGACGGCGUGAUUGAAGAUAACCGUUUGAUGACCUAGAGCGAGAACCAUUAGAUGCAAAAUGUUCCAUUUGUGCUGCCUUGUGGUGCCGUCCCCUGAACCACACAACAACCUAUUUGCUUCUUGUAAAGUUUUCUUGUGAAUCUUGUACCUCCAGGCCUCUAGUGAGAUUGUAUCAUAGCACAUGUGUAAUGAUCUGCUGGCUAUACCAAGCUUGUAUAUCUAGUGAUUGAGUGCUUACGUAAUAAAGCUUAUAAAUGGGAUAGAAGAAAUUCAUUUUA
Brachypodium distachyon (stiff brome) is the source of this 2992-nucleotide messenger RNA. RefSeq names its product WD repeat-containing protein 48. The coding region runs from base 386 to 2650 and encodes 754 amino acids. Gene Ontology annotation, biological process: double-strand break repair via homologous recombination; protein deubiquitination. NCBI's taxonomy places the organism in Eukaryota, Viridiplantae, Streptophyta, Magnoliopsida, Poales, Poaceae. The record is from RefSeq and is a predicted model, not a curated record. The transcript is spliced from 18 exons. Gene Ontology annotation, molecular function: ubiquitin binding.